Molecule: messenger RNA, 528 nt
Organism: Entrophospora candida
Lineage: Eukaryota; Fungi; Glomeromycota; Glomeromycetes; Entrophosporales; Entrophosporaceae
Source: the annotation of a GenBank genome assembly
AUGUCUAAUCAACAAUUUCAACAGCAAGCUAAUUACCAACAAAAUCCCGUGAUUUACUACAAUCCCAAUCAUCAUCAUUUUGGAACAAAUAAUCCACCAUUUUUAGGCAAUGACAAUGAUAUUAAUGCUGAUAACAACAACAUAAUGUCACCACAACCACUUUUAUCAUUCUCCCCACCCCAACCUCUAUCAUUCUCACCUCAACUACAGCAGUCAUUCAAACCACUGCAACCCUUAUCAUACUUGCCACCCGAACAAUCCCAACCUCUAUCAUUUUCAUCUCAAUCACAACAACAACCUCAACCACAUCAAUGUUUACACAAUAGUAAUAAUAAUUAUGGUGGUAAUUCCGAUUUAAAUCCCAAUCCCAAUUUAACCGAUUAUUUUAGCCUUGCUAAUUUAAACAUUAAGAACAUUCCUUUAUCGAAUUACAACAACAAUGACAUCAAAUAUAACAAUGGCCUUUUAAAUUUAAACGAAAAUCUGAGUUCCGAACCUGAUUGGAGUUUUGAUGAUAAUGAACCCUGA